AGUGGAGUCUCUUUAACAAGCACACGAAGACAAUCCGAAAGCUGACCACAAAGCUUGUUUUCGCCUUUGGCAAUCAGAUAAUUCUUUCUAUCCAGAGGAAAUUUUAUUUUUUGAAGGGCUCUCAGUUCCAAUUUCUGCUUCAGUGUUUCUUCUUCUAGCGAAAAACGAAAUCUUUUAAGGUGAAAUGGCGAAGAAAGGAGGAGCUACGCUCGCUGAGGAUGCACCAUGGCGUGUAUCAUCAGUAAGACCGGUGCCUCGAAUCAGUCGCUCUCCGGUUCUUAGUAUCUCUCAAACCCCUGAGACCGAUUACGCCAUUGCCGUCAUGAAGCAUCCGAAUCCGGUGGGAGGUGGGUUUGCGAUGGACGCGGUACUUGAAUCUGCAGGACCCGAAUGUGUUGUUCCUGGCCAAGUCACGCCUCUUCGGCUGCUUGGUCUUAAGGUGUGGCCUGUUGAAGUUGAUCUUAAAUUUCUGGAACCAGUGGGGAAAGAGCUGAAAAUGCUUGGGAAGUUCAUGGACAACGCUGUCGACCUGAUGAAUAAGUCCUUCAUCGACCGUUAAGCACCAUGAAAGAUUGUACACGCCUGGAGUUUUGGAAUUGCGGGAGAACUGUCUAGUCGCCGGAACUUGUUAGAGGCAGAGAAUGAUUUGAUCUUAUAGCAAAGUUCAAUAUGGUGUGUGUAUAUAGAGGGUUUUCUUAUUGACUAUUGUUACAGAAAAAAAUCUAUACGCUACCAAAAUCAUUGGUUUGAAAUGAAUUACAGUUUUAAAGGAUGUCUUUUCAAAGAUUA
Molecule: messenger RNA, 789 nt
Organism: Thlaspi arvense
Lineage: Eukaryota; Viridiplantae; Streptophyta; Magnoliopsida; Brassicales; Brassicaceae
Source: the annotation of a GenBank genome assembly